CAAAGCCUCCGCAAAACCCUUCCGUCUUUCUCUCUCAGAAAGUUUUCCAUAGAAACAAACAGCAAAAAGUCACCAACACCCAUUCCUUCUACAGCCAUGGAUUUUCAGAGUCUCACAAGGAGAGAGCUCCAAACUCUGUGCAAGAAGAACAAGAUCCCAGCCAACAUGACCAAUGUGGCCAUGGCUGAUGCUCUCAAGGCUCUGCAAAAUGUUGACGGACUUGAAGAGCUCCUCAACCCAUCUGAAUCCCAAAACCCCCAAUCCCCAGAAAAGCCAGAAAUUGGAUCACCGGAGAUUCCUCGAACAGUUUGCAGAACAUCCACAAGAAGAAGGCCCAUCAAGGCAGCAGAAGAGCCUGAAAGUUCACAGACUCUGACCCGGACUCACCGUGGAACCAGGAGGAUCAAAGAAGAGGUAAAUCAGGAGAAGAGUGAAGUACGCCAAACUCCAGCCGUGCCCAGCAGCCGGAAAAGGGCUCCAGCAGCCUCAGCUCGCCAGAAGACGGUGACCCGGGUGGAGCAAAGCUCGGUGCAGCGAGUGUAUAGCACACGAAGGUCAGCCAGGUUAUCAGAGAAGUUGCCCAGAACAGAGCCCAUGGAGGUUGAAUUCUCCAAGGUGAUGACCAAAGAUUUUGAUGGAGAUGAAGAGGAAAACAAGGGAGCUGAUUCACAGACAAUAUCAGAAGAUAAUUCAAAGAUAACCGAUGAUUCAGAGGUCAUUUCAAAGUCUGUCCUGAGUGGAAAUGAUUCAAAAGCUGAAGUUGAAGAGAAUACUGGGGAUUCUGCCAAACCCGAUAAUUCAGAUUUUCUUGAAGUUUCCGAGGAAAAAGAUGAAGCUCAUGAUGAGCAGGAGAACACAGAAGCUGAGCUGCAGAAAAAUUCAGAAGUGGAUUGUGAGAAAAUGGAAGGAUCAAAUAAACUUCUGAGUGAAAUCCUGAAAACAUCAGUGCAUUUGAAUGAUGAAAGCACAGUAAAAAAAGUUAUAAUGUCAAAUACCAAAAAUUGGAAUGAGGGUUUGAAACUGGAGAAUGAGCAGCAGCACGGGGAAUCUGAUCUGGAACUGGACCUUACUGCUCCACCACAAGCUUCUGUUGAUGAUUCAAGUUGUGAUUCUGAGACACGAGAGUUGAAUUUGUCAAACACCAAAAAUCUGAAUGAGGACUCAAAACUGGAAAAUGAGCACAGGGAAUCUGAUCUGGAACUGGAUCUUACUGCUCCACUACAAGCUUCUGUUGAUGAUUCUGAGAAACCAGAGUUGAGUAUGAGUGCCUUUGCUGAUGAAGUUGUAUGCCAAAACCCAGUGAGCAUGGACUCUGAAAUGAAUGUGACCAGUGAAGGAGAGCCUGACGAUGAUGAUGAUGGCAAGGUAGCAGAUCAAGGCGACUGUGAAGAAUUCGAUAUGGAUUUGAACAAGAAGGCUGGGGAUGCAUUUUCCGGUGAAUCGGGUUCUGAUUGCUCUGUUGUUGAUCAAUCAGAAGCACAGGUUGAGCUUGAAUUUGCCAAACUGGGAAGCAUGGACUUUGAGGAUGUUUCACCUCCCUCCAAUGGUUAUGAUCCAAUGUCGAUGACUGGAGAGCCUCAUUCUGAAGUUUGUGUUAAUGUUGAUGAGACCAACAACUUAGUUGAACCAUUGCCCAAGGGAGACGAAAUGUCGGUUGUUUUUCAUGAACUGAACACUGCAGAAGAAAAUGCCAUGGCAGUCUACAAAUUCCCUUCAUUGUUGGACAAUUUUCCAACUCCAGUAAAGAUAACGAGUCCUCAUCGUCCAGCAUCCAACACUGCAGUUUCAGGCAGAACCCCAUUGUCUCCUUUGGCAGCUUCCCCACUUCUAGGCCAGGCUCCUCUUCCAACCCUGUCAACUCCAACCAGGAAAUCAUCAAGCAAGAUGCCUUCAGCCACAAAAAUGAUGACACUCCUUUCUGACAACAAGGAGAACCUAGACAACAGUGGCAGGAAAAUGGUGCUUAAAACUCAGACGGAAAAGAAGAAAAACAGCAGGGACACUGCCGAGGAUAUAAUGCUGAAGAAGUUCAGUGACACCAGUUUAAGGCAGCUGAGGAAGAUGUUCAAAGAGAAGCUGCAGAUCAAGGAAAAUACAAACAAAAACAAUGAAGAUAUGAAUGAUGUUAUGGAGGUGGCCAAGAUGAGACCAGCCUUGCAGACACUGCCAGAGAACCGUAUGGCUGAGGUUGAAACUGGAAAGGAAAACUGAUAGAAGGGAAGCAAUGAAACAACUUUUUCCAUGCUAAAUUGAAUUUUCGCCCUGGGGUUUUUACAGACACUUGCAUUGCCUCCUACUCGGGCAAUAUCAGAGUUUUGGUGAUAUUUUUCUGUGUUCUUUAUUGGUUUUUCGAGCUUAAAAGAUAGAUACUGCUGCAAUAAUGGGUGGGGCUUCUCACCCAUAACACCCAGAACUGUUUUUGCCUCCUACUCCGGCAAUAUCAGAGUUUUGAUGAUAUUUUUCUGUGUUCUUUAUUGGUUUUUCGAGCUUAAAAGAUAGAUACUGCAAUAAUGGGUAACACCCAUAACACCCAGAACUGUUUUUGGUCCUACUCGGGCAAUAUCAGAGUUCUGUCUCUUUUUCAUUCAUUUUUUUUUUUUUUUUUCAGUUUUUCAAGCUUAAAGAUACUGUAAUAACUGUGGUGGUGCUCACCCAGAAUAUUGAUUUUCAAUUAGUAAGAAAGAAAUCCAACAUUUAAGGGC
Messenger RNA from Vitis riparia (riverbank grape), 2702 nucleotides. Its product is annotated as altered inheritance of mitochondria protein 21-like. Lineage: Eukaryota; Viridiplantae; Streptophyta; Magnoliopsida; Vitales; Vitaceae. The record is from RefSeq and is a predicted model, not a curated record. The coding region runs from base 97 to 2211 and encodes 704 amino acids. The transcript is spliced from 6 exons.